AUGGAAAAUGCUUCGAAGAAGCGGACUGAAUUGGAGAAACGAAUGGCAGACGCUUACUCAGACAAAUCUCUAUCGCAGGCCCAACUUGAAGCUGCCAUUUCUGCAAUUGAGGAAGAAACAAUUAAUCUUGUGAAGGAGUUGCUAGCUAAUGGCGAUCUCUCUCCAACCAUUCCCUCUUAUUCCGGCAGUAUUAAGGUCAUGGGUUGGAAGCUGGAGGCAUUUCGUCUAGGUUUAUACCUCUCCGUUCCUCUGGUUGCUCUGACAAUGUCCAACUGGCCGAGCGUUAUCGAUUACUAUCAAAGCGUCUAUCGCUUAGAUGUCUACGAAAAGACAGGUGUUGACGUAUUUCCGGAUGAUAUUGAUUCCAUUGAGUCUAUCAUAGAGUGGGCAGACAAACGACCCUGGUUCCUCAAUUUGGGUCGAGUUAGGCGCCCAAACGGACCAGCAAAAUAUUCGGGUGCUACCUCGGAGUAA
This is a messenger RNA of Rodentolepis nana, 474 nucleotides long. Lineage: Eukaryota; Metazoa; Platyhelminthes; Cestoda; Cyclophyllidea; Hymenolepididae. The record is from the annotation of a GenBank genome assembly.